Molecule: messenger RNA, 315 nt
Organism: Cooperia oncophora
Lineage: Eukaryota; Metazoa; Nematoda; Chromadorea; Rhabditida; Trichostrongylidae
Source: the annotation of a GenBank genome assembly
AUGCAAGGCAGAAUUCAAAUGAAAGCAAAACACGAAGCAAAGUCCGACCGAUUCUUCCUGAAGAAAGUACGAUGGCAGAUUUCAAUCCUAGCCCAUAUUGGAUUCGCGAUCGCAUUUGGAAUUCGAGCGAACUUUGGUGUGGCUAAGAAUAGAAUGAUGAAUAACUUCACCGACGCUUAUGGCGAUACACACUUGAGCGAGGAGAGGAACAUGUCGUCGACGUGGAACGAGAAAAACCGUAAAAGUCAUCAACCAAAGACAUUUCUCACAAAGGCGAAUGCAACUCCCCUCCCAAACACGGACCCCUUCGCUUAG